Molecule: messenger RNA, 4077 nt
Organism: Entamoeba invadens IP1
Lineage: Eukaryota; Evosea; Mastigamoebida; Endamoebidae
Product: tuberin, putative
Exons: 2
Coding region: 1-4077 (1358 amino acids)
Biological process (GO): positive regulation of GTPase activity; regulation of small GTPase mediated signal transduction
Cellular component (GO): cytoplasm; nucleus
Molecular function (GO): GTPase activator activity
Source: RefSeq, a predicted model, not a curated record
AUGAGUAAAUCAAAAGGUGGCGACAUAGACAAGAAAUUGAAGAAACAUCGCAUUUCGAUUUUGGAUAGCAAAACUGACCCGACGACACGACAAAAGUCGAUUUUGUUUUUCUUGGAGAAUAAAAAGGAGAGUGAGCUCAUGCAACUAUUUAAAGACAACAAACCAUCACUGCACCACCUUUUCACACUUUACCCACCAAUACUUGACAGUGCAAAUAAAAAGCAGAGAAUACUAACUGAGAAGGACGCACUCAUCGUCCAAACACUUUUGGAGUUAGCUGCAGACAACUACUCUCCAAGUGAAAUCACUUUUGUAGAACCUCUUGUAUCCAUUCUUACAACGUUCUUGGCCGUCGAAACUCCAUUCAAAAUGCGCAAAGACGUCUUCCAAAAGUUUUUGAUGAUGAUCACUAAACUGAACGCAACAGACGAGGAAUUGCCAUACCUCAAAUUGUUUAUUGGUGUUUUGAACUUGGAAUGCUUUUCAUCGGAUGUCACGUUACACUUGACUUGCACUCACUUGCCCGUUGGUGUACCAACACCACAAAUUAUAGAAAACCCCGUGGAGAGUCCAAAACCAAAACAACAAAGCUUCCAAUUGCUGGAAAUUUUCUUUACGGAGUUGAUUAAGAACACCGAAAUAUUGUACCCAUUUUUCAAACACAUUUUGUCGUAUUUGGUGCCCAAUUAUUGUAAAGCAAUCUUUUUGGAUACGUACAAACAAAAGACGGGAUUCAUUGCGAACAUCCCAAGUGACUUACUUGACUUUGUUCUGAAAACGAUGUGCAAUUUUGAUUUGCUGAAAGCACUUGCGCCGUAUCACGAGAAGCUUUUGGAACUGAUGACUGUUCUGUACGACCAAUGUUUAACACUGAACGUGAUUGAAUAUCAAAUGAUCACAAGAACAGUACAAUCGUAUCUAAAUAACUUUAUAAUGAAUGAGGUGAGCGUGUUUCUUGUUGGGUCCGUCAACGCGGAGAACCUUCUUGUCUUUCAAAAGAGUGUUAUAACGAAAAUAUCGCAACUGUUUAUCAAAAACAAAGAGAACGAAGAGCCCGAAGUCAAAAUUUUGAUUCAAAAUUUGGUGAAGUCGUUCACCGGGUGUUUGGAGAAACAAAAUUACUUCAGUGAUGACUUGAAGAAAGAAGUUGUCAACACUUUGGCGAUAGGAACGAUCGGGUUUUUGCCAGAAAAAGUUGGAGUCCAGACAGUCUCUCUUGUUACUGUUGUGAUGAACUGUUUGUUCAUCGUAUGGAUCUAUUGGAACAGAUACGACAUCGAAGGGUGGAAGAAGCUUCACCAGGACUUGAAGCCCUUUUUGAAGAACGAUUUGAUCAUUUCAGAAGUUGAAAGGAAGCUCUUCCAAAUCACAAAGGAGUUAAUCAAUCAACAUUACACGCUCAGAGAAGCGCAAAUCAAAAGUCUACCGUCGCAACUUGAAAUGAUGAAAGUGAAGAAUUCCAAUUUUGUGUAUUUGGACGUGAAAGAGAAUGACAAAAAGGAACUUCCUGAGGAUAAGGAAUUAAAGGGAUAUUUGACUGAUUUUACUACAGACGACUUACUUAACUUGUGGAACAUCUUUAAUGGCAUUUUUGAAGACAUUGACGGGUUGGACCCAAUAGCACAAGUCAACUGUUGCCACUCUUUAAUAUCAAUUAUACAAUUCUUAUUAGACGUAGAUGGAAGAGGUGAAACUUUGGAUGACGUACUUGAAAAGGGACGAAUUCAGAUGUACGAAGUUUAUAUGCCCCAUUUGAUUAAGCUGAUUAAGACAGUUGAUUUGGGAGAUGAGCAACAUUUGCUCUACAAAAUGUUGUGUAACUUGAUGGUCAGGAAAGUCCCCAAAAUCACUAAUGCGGUAUAUAACUACUUCUAUGAGAUCAUUCAGAACAUUACUUGUGAUAACGAGAAAGCAGUAGAAGACGUCUUAAUUGGGUGUUCUCAGAUCUUCACAAUUGGACUCCCUGGCGCAGAAGUCUUAAUUCCAAAAUUCUUAGCACUUCUGAAAUCGUUUAAAAACGUCAACUUUGGAGGGAAUGAAGAGGUCCAAAUUGCGUUUUUAAUAUCAUCGACGUUAGACGUCUGUUUCAACAAUUCUGAGAUCCUUCAGUACUUUACAAUAGAGGGUGACAUCAAUGAAAUGAUCACUUCUGUUUUAUCUCACGUAGUUGAAGAGUUUAAAUCAGCGUCUGGGAAGAUCGAAAUUGUGUGGAUCAUCGAGAAGUUCAUUAGACAUUUAGUUGACACUCAAAUGACACAACAGAGGUAUAUUAAUGAUGUCUUAGAUCUUGUUCUGAAUAUGAUAACUCCAAAACAGUCAACAACAAUCACAGACAACAUAUUCAAUGCGAUCAUUCUCCUCCAUCAACAUCUUUUACCAGACCAGGUGGUCGUUUCGUUGGUCUCGACUCUCCUCGACAAAAUUGAGAAAAAGGAAUUGGACAAUGCGAUUGUUGGGGGCAUCUUUUUGACACUCUCGGAUUUGUUUUCUGGAGAGCGGAGUGUACUCGCAAUGGACAUCACUAUUGAGUUUGUCCAAAAGAUGUUCAAUUCCUUUGUUGUUGCGAUGUCAAUGAAAAAUGAACAGACCAACAAGAUGGGCGGCGCAGAAGGCGCCGAACUCUUUGUAGAGACGGUGAUGCAUCAUUUUGGAAUCUUCGGCAAUAAGGGUAUCGACAAGAUCAGUGGAAAAGAAGAGACGUCGACAGCGGAGUGGUUUGUACUUGGGGACUCCCGAGUCAUGUCGAUCAGUAAAGAGUUCAUUGUGACUAAAAUAGAAGAAACAAAAGAGUCUACAGAGAUCAGUGAUGAGCUUUUAGAAGAGCUUCUUGAGGAAACACCGCGGACACAGUUAAAUGUUGAGAAGAAGACCAAAGUAGAUAUCAAAGAGAAUAAUAAGAGUCUCUGCCGAAUUAUCAUUCGAGAUGCUUUAGGGCGUUGGGUGUGGGAUGUUGAAGAGCUUUGGGUCGAGUCUCAGUUACAUGGAGGGAGUUCUUCAAUAGUAGAAGACAUCAAGAAAGCGAAUUGGGAGGAUUUAGUGUUAAAAUUAGUCGAACAGAAAUACAAAGACACGGUAUUUAAAAAUGAAGGGAAAAUAGAAGAGAUGUUGGACACGCUGAAAGAACAAUUUAGCGACUUUUCGUGGGACAAUGCAAGCGAAAUAUAUGAUGUGAAAACGUAUGAAGAUGAUGUUGUGUUGUUUGGGAAUCGUGUCGAUCAAUAUAAGGAGAUGAUGAAUAGUCUUAAAAUCGAACGGAACGAAGUACCGGAGCGAACCAAAUUUACUAAGAAUGGCAGUAUAUCAUCAUUUGUAUCAAGCAUUAUCGAAACUAAUGCACUUCCUUCAUUCACAAAAAGUGUAUGUCCGUUUGAGAUGACCGAUCGAUUCAAAUUGGCGAUUCGCCAAAUUGACAAAUUGCCACUCCGAGAGACACAUAAAGUUGCGUUAUACUAUGUGAAAGACCAACAGACGUUGGUAGAGUCAUUAACUAAUGUUGAACCUUCAAAAGAAUAUUUGGUCUUUGAGGAAUCACUUAGUUGGAAUAUUCAGUCCUCCACUUUUGAGAAGCCGACAGACUAUUACUCGACAUGUCGGGACGAAAUCCUCUUCAAUUCGUUGUGGAAGGCAAUUCAGUCGAACGACAUCGAAAACAUUCAAGAGAAGCAAAAGCACAUGUUCUCUUCAUUUGUGCAAGUUGCCUUUGUCGAAGGCAAUCAGAAGAUUAAUAUAGAAGCUUUGGCGACACAAUUUACUAACGUCUUCAUCAUCAUUAGACCCCACAAAUUAGGGUUUCGCAUUGAAAUCUAUCGUAAUGGAAACAUCCCAAUGUUUGGCCCAUUGAUCCAUGGAGAUAUCGUGGCUUACGAGAAUUUGCCACAGCUUGUGAGAGAAACCGCAUUAAACGCGAGUCGGGCUGUCCACAACGCUUUGAUGGGAGAUUCGGUCUUGCGACCGUUUGUGCAAAGAGGAAAAGCAAUCAGAGACUUGAUCAGCGCUAACAAGAGCAUCAAUUCAAAUUACUUCGAAGUCAAACAAAAAAUCUUUUUUAUGAACAACAAUGCUCUUGAAAACGCGUGA